AUGCCUGUGCUAUACGUUCGACUUCGAGCCAUCUCGUGCUGGGUUCUAAAACUUUCUCCAUGGAUGCAGUUGGUUCUUGCUAACUUCUGCAAAUCUCAGCAAAGCUGCCUGGGGAGCUCUUCAGAAGAACAUUCUCAGUUGAUGAUCCGUUCUUACGAGCUUGGUGUGCUAUUUUUACCUUCUGAUAUCGAAGAAUACGGCCGUGAAUUUUCUUGCACCGCUAAUGGAGGUUCAUCAAAGGGUAUCGUUAAAUCAAACUCGAUCGGCAAUUCCGUAGCAACAAAAACGAAGCUAGUUACUCUUGCUUGGCAAGGAAGCAAGACAUCCGAAGUAAUUCCGUUGCCCUGCCGUACGACUCCCUCCCGAGCUGUACUCAUCCGAAGAUGUCCGUGGUCUUGGGACCGACGAUACACGAGGAAGGAUGUGUACGGUCAGAUUUGGCCUCGACGGUAUGUGCUUUUUAAACGAGUCUCUUUAGAUUGCACAUGCGGAUUCUUUAGUCAACAGAUUAAUCGUGCUCCUAUGGGCAUUUAUGGAAUUUACUCACAAGAUUUUGAGAUAAUCCCUUUAUUACUCGUCAAAUGA
Messenger RNA from Hibiscus syriacus, 585 nucleotides. Its product is annotated as tyrosyl-DNA phosphodiesterase 1-like. The coding region runs from base 1 to 585 and encodes 194 amino acids. The record is from RefSeq and is a predicted model, not a curated record. The transcript has 4 exons. NCBI's taxonomy places the organism in Eukaryota, Viridiplantae, Streptophyta, Magnoliopsida, Malvales, Malvaceae.